ACGAGCAUAAAGGAUUCUCCAACAAGCCCAGCUUACCACUGCUGAUGUCGCGAAUUACGCGCCCCCUCACUGGCACAGUGAUUAGCUGAACAACACCUUUUGCUUUGCUUCUUUCCCCAGAACUUGAGAUCAAUACUUUUGAAUAAAAGAAAACAGGAAAGGAGUCCCCGGCGGCAGCUGCCUUCUCCUCAAAGGCGUGAGGUAGCAAUGGCCGGACGAAAUCAUCCUUACUCAAGACAACAGCAUCGUCGUUCUUCAAUUGACGGACCCCGAGUUCUCCACCAAGGCCUUCAGCGACCUCACCCUGCCGCUCUAAUCGAGGCCCAACAGCGGGAGAUCCAAGCUCUCCUCCUCGACAACCAGCGCUUGGCCGCCACCCACGUGGCACUCAAGCAGGAGUUGGCCGUCGCCGACCAGGAGCUCCGCCACCUCUCUUCCACAGCCGUCAGCGUCAAGGCCAAUACCGAUGCGGUGCACGAGGUUUACGAGAGGUCGCUCAAAACCGAGGCGGAGCUCCGCUCGAUUGAUGAACUCGGUGCUGAUUUGUCUCAGGUAAAAACUGAUAUUCAGAAAAUGACGGCCGACCGUAAAGAAUUCACGUCAAAGCUGCGUGAACUCAACGAAGAGCUCGUGUUGGCCCACUCUGAAUUGGACCAAUUGCCUGCGAUCCAAGAGGAAAUUCAGGCCAUGCGUCAGGAAAUAAAAAGAGGAAGGGCGGCUAUUGAAUAUGAGAAGAAGAUGCACGCCACUAACCUUGAACAGAGCCAGAUUAUAGAGAAAAAUAUGAUAUCUAUGGCUCAUGAAAUUGAAAAACUGCAUGCUGAGCUUGCAAAUGCAGAAAAGCGAGCAAGGGCAGCAGCUGCAGCAUCCACUGCAGCUACUCCAGCUCCUGGUUAUGCGUCUGUCUACUCUGAUGCUGUAUAUGGUGGGAACUUGUAUUCGGACCACUACCCAAUGCAGCAGGUUCAAGGUGGUAUUAAUGUCAGUACUCAGUACGGCCCUGGAGGAGUGCCUCAUGGAACUAGUGCGCCUUAUGACAUUCAAUGGUCAAAUGUACAUAGAUAGGUUGUUGCUGUAGAAUUUGUGAAGCUCAACUGAGAAAUUUUGCUUCAUUGGCUACCUACCCCGCAGAAAUUUGACCAGCUGUUUAGUGAGCUAAAAGAACAGUUUGGUUGAGUUAAAAGAGCGUCUAGACAGAAAUACAGAAUUAGGCGUGCAAUUUUAAAAACAUGUAAAGAGGAUUAGAAAUGUGAAAUUUUAAAAACUUACAAAGAGGUGCCUACAAGCCAUUGGAUUCACCCCAAUGGCUAGGGGAAGCCUCUUAGAAUC
Coffea arabica (coffee) is the source of this 1329-nucleotide messenger RNA. Its product is annotated as protein FLC EXPRESSOR. Lineage: Eukaryota; Viridiplantae; Streptophyta; Magnoliopsida; Gentianales; Rubiaceae. The record is from RefSeq and is a predicted model, not a curated record.